UUGAGAAAUUGCAGACAAGACAAGCUAAGCUACUAUUACUGCGACGUUUUUACACGUGCAUAACGAACAAACCACGCCAUUUUCUAAGUGAAGUUUAAUAAAAAGUGUUAAUUUAAUCAAAAUGCCGGAAGAGAUGCAGACUCAAUCCGGCGAGGUGGAAACCUUCGCCUUCCAGGCUGAAAUCGCUCAGCUAAUGUCAUUGAUCAUCAACACAUUCUACUCCAACAAAGAGAUCUUUCUUCGUGAGGUAAUUUCAAACUCUUCAGACGCAUUGGAUAAGAUUCGCUAUGAAUCGCUCACUGAUCCGUCGAAGCUGGACAGCGGUAAGGAGUUGUACAUCAAGAUUGUGCCCAACAAGAGCGAGGGCACGUUGACCAUCAUCGACACCGGUAUCGGCAUGACAAAGGCUGAUCUCGUGAACAACUUGGGUACCAUUGCGAAAUCUGGCACGAAGGCGUUUAUGGAAGCGUUGCAAGCCGGCGCGGACAUCAGCAUGAUAGGCCAGUUUGGUGUAGGUUUCUAUUCGUGUUACCUGGUCGCCGACCGCGUGACUGUCCACUCUAAACACAAUGAUGACGAGCAGUACAUGUGGGAAUCUGCUGCGGGCGGAUCCUUCACUAUCAGACCCGACCACGGUGAGCCCUUGGGUCGCGGUACUAAGAUCGUUCUUCACAUCAAAGAGGACUUGUCAGAAUAUUUGGAAGAGCACAAAAUCAAGGAAAUCGUGAAGAAGCACUCUCAAUUCAUUGGUUAUCCGAUUAAAUUAGUGGUAGAGAAAGAACGCGAAAAGGAAUUGUCCGAUGACGAAGCAGAGGAGGAGAAAAAGGAAGAAGAGAAGGAAGACGAAAAGCCCAAGAUCGAGGAUGUAGGUGAAGAUGACGAGGAAGACAAGAAAGACAAAAAGAAGAAGAAAACUAUCAAGGAGAAAUACACGGAGGAUGAGGAACUGAACAAAACUAAGCCCAUCUGGACUCGCAACGCUGACGACAUCACACAGGAGGAAUAUGGUGACUUCUAUAAAUCGCUCACAAAUGACUGGGAAGAUCAUCUUGCAGUGAAACAUUUCUCUGUAGAGGGCCAGCUCGAGUUCAGAGCUCUGUUGUUCGUUCCACGCAGAGCACCCUUUGAUCUCUUUGAAAAUAAGAAACGCAAGAACAAUAUCAAACUGUAUGUACGCCGAGUAUUCAUCAUGGACAACUGUGAAGACCUCAUCCCCGAGUACCUAAACUUCAUUAAGGGCGUAGUCGACAGUGAAGAUUUGCCAUUGAACAUUUCACGUGAAAUGCUCCAACAAAACAAAAUCCUCAAAGUAAUCAGAAAGAAUUUGGUUAAGAAAUGCUUGGAGCUCUUCGAAGAAUUAGCAGAAGAUAAAGAAAAUUACAAGAAAUUCUAUGAACAAUUUAGCAAGAAUUUGAAACUAGGUAUCCACGAAGACUCACAGAACCGAUCAAAGUUGGCUGACUUGCUUCGCUACCACACAUCGGCAUCUGGUGAUGAGGCAUGCUCACUGAAGGAGUAUGUUUCACGUAUGAAGGAAAAUCAGAAACACAUCUACUACAUUACUGGUGAGAACCGUGACCAAGUAGCAAACUCAUCGUUUGUGGAGAGAGUCAAGAAACGUGGCUAUGAAGUUGUAUACAUGACCGAACCCAUUGAUGAGUAUGUAGUACAACAAAUGAGAGAGUAUGAUGGUAAAACUCUAGUCUCUGUCACAAAGGAGGGUCUAGAACUCCCUGAAGAUGAAGAGGAAAAGAAGAAGCGUGAAGAAGAUAAAGUCAAAUUUGAAAAUCUUUGCAAAGUCAUGAAGAACAUCUUGGACAAUAAAGUUGAAAAAGUAGUAGUAUCAAAUCGGUUGGUUGAGUCUCCUUGCUGCAUUGUUACUGCUCAGUAUGGAUGGUCUGCAAACAUGGAGCGUAUUAUGAAGGCCCAGGCUCUCAGAGAUACAUCCACCAUGGGUUACAUGGCUGCAAAGAAACAUUUAGAGAUUAACCCUGAUCAUUCGAUUGUUGAAACGUUGAGGCAGAAGGCAGAGGCUGAUAAAAAUGACAAAGCUGUAAAGGAUCUUGUCAUCUUGCUGUAUGAGACUGCUCUGUUGUCAUCUGGAUUCACUCUUGAUGAGCCACAGGUCCACGCUUCUCGUAUCUACCGUAUGAUUAAGCUUGGUCUUGGCAUUGAUGAGGAUGAACCUAUCCAAGUUGAAGAGACCAGUGCUGGAGAUGUGCCACCACUAGAAGGUGAUGCUGAUGAUGCAUCACGCAUGGAGGAAGUUGAUUAAAUCUCUAUACCACCUAUAAAUAGCUUAUUCCAAUCAACUUAUGGUGUUAAGUUUUAAGAUUGUUUUGUGCACUGGUGUACAGCCAAAGACUGAUUUAGUUCAAAAAAUCCAUUAUUUAAAAUAAAAUGGUAAACAAUUAUUUCUGUUUUU
This is a messenger RNA of Diatraea saccharalis (sugarcane borer), 2425 nucleotides long. NCBI's taxonomy places the organism in Eukaryota, Metazoa, Arthropoda, Insecta, Lepidoptera, Crambidae. The record is from the annotation of a GenBank genome assembly.